GUGAGGAAGUGUAAGUCAUGGACCUGUUACAUUUUUCCGAGUGGAUUGAUCUCAAGACUAUUUUGAUAUUCACACUUGUGUUUUUAUUAUUGAGCCAUUACAUUAAAAACAAAGUCCCUGAAAACUUUCCACCUGGAGCCUGGUCUUUGCCGAUUAUUGGGGACCUUCAUUAUAUCACUCACAAGAAGAUUCAUCUUCAGUUGGAAAAGUUUGCAGAAAAAUACGGAAAUGUUUUAAGCAUUCAAAUUCUCGGACCAAGAAUUGUUGUUUUGAUCGGAUACAAAACAGUAAAAGAAUCCUAUGCACAAGGUUUGGUUGCUUCCAAUGGCCAUAAUUGGAAACAACAGAGGAGAUUUGCACUUUCAACACUUCGAACCUUUGGAAUGGGAAAGAAAAACCUGGGGCCAUCCAUCAAUGUUGAAUGUCACUUUCUAAAUGAAGCCAUUUCAUCUGAGAAUGACUCUAUUGAAGAACAUCCAUCGACGUGUGCUUUUCUGGGGAAGCAUUUAGGUACAGCUUUAUAACAUGUUCCCAUGGCUUAUGCGAUUACUGCCUGGACCACACAAGAAAAAACUCUGUGGCAGAAUGUGAUUGAUUUUAUUCAAGGGAAGGUGAAUGAACACAAAAUGGAUUUUGAUCCUUCCAGUCCU
Messenger RNA from Danio aesculapii, 650 nucleotides. RefSeq names its product cytochrome P450 2J4-like. Gene Ontology annotation, cellular component: intracellular membrane-bounded organelle; cytoplasm. Gene Ontology annotation, biological process: xenobiotic metabolic process. The record is from RefSeq and is a predicted model, not a curated record. Gene Ontology annotation, molecular function: heme binding; iron ion binding; oxidoreductase activity, acting on paired donors, with incorporation or reduction of molecular oxygen, reduced flavin or flavoprotein as one donor, and incorporation of one atom of oxygen. Bases 18 to 524 code for a protein of 168 amino acids. Lineage: Eukaryota; Metazoa; Chordata; Actinopteri; Cypriniformes; Danionidae. The transcript is spliced from 5 exons.